Messenger RNA from Penicillium arizonense, 1692 nucleotides. RefSeq names its product Zn(II)2Cys6 transcription factor. Gene Ontology annotation, molecular function: zinc ion binding; DNA binding; DNA-binding transcription factor activity, RNA polymerase II-specific. The coding region runs from base 1 to 1692 and encodes 563 amino acids. Gene Ontology annotation, biological process: regulation of DNA-templated transcription; DNA-templated transcription. Lineage: Eukaryota; Fungi; Ascomycota; Eurotiomycetes; Eurotiales; Aspergillaceae. The transcript has 4 exons. The record is from RefSeq and is a predicted model, not a curated record.
AUGCCGCGUCGAGCCCGUACAGUAUGCAUCCGCUGCCACGGCAGCAAAGUCCGUUGUGACAUUGAAGAUCGGACAAGCGGAAUUUGCAGCGGGUGCGAGCAAAAGGGUCAUCAAUGCCAGCCUCACAUUGGACCUCGCAAGCAAAGGAAGGCUCUGCGCUCUUCACUAGCUGCCAAUGCGACUCCUCCGACCCCAAGCCAGACAUUGCCAACUCCAGCGCAAACACAAGCCUCGGAUACCACACUAUCAUCGUCUUACAGUACCCUGGAACAACGCACAGUGCAUUGCACAGAUCUCGGAAAUGCCAAUUCAAAGCAGCCAAACUACAUCGACGGGAGCGAGCUUAUUCUCGACAUAAGUCAGGCAUGUCGCCUUCCACCUCCAGUCAUCGCUCAAGCAUUGUCUGAUUUCUAUUUCCGUGAGCUAUUUCCAUUUGCACCAGUGAUUGAUCGGGGAAAAGUUGGAGCCUCAUCGUCGGUAUUGGUCCAGCAGUGUCUGUCUUUUGCAGGUAGCACCAUGCGUCAACCAGCAGGAGCAAGCGACUGGUCUCCUUUUUCCAUCUACGGACGGAUCAAGACACUACUUUUUGUGCGCCAAGAUCCAUGUCCAUUCAACAUGCUCAGCGCUCUUUCGAUCCUGAGUACAUGGCUCCCAUAUUCGCCCGAGGCAGUCGUACUGGACAGCCCAUGGCAAUGGACUGGCAUGGCAAUCCGAAUGGGAAUACAAAUGCAUCUGCACAAAGCUGACUCUUAUAAUCAACUGCAAAAUCCUGGGUUGAUCCGACGAACGUGGUGGUAUCUUUUCGUCACCGACACGUUACAAAUGGCUUGCUGUGGGCGUCCUGGGAUGUUCCCUUUGAAAGACAAUUCUGUGCCGUUACCUCAGAUCACCGAUUUCGAGAAUCCUGACAUGGGAGCACACGUAUAUUGUCAGAUGACACGUCUCUGUCUCGACCUGAAGAAGAUCCUUGACUCGGGUAGAGACAAUGAAGGCACACGAGAGCAGGCAUAUCAAGCCAUGGACAAUCUCAAACAAUGGCGAGAGAUCUUACCUAUCGAACUGCAACUGUUUGGCCUAGCCCAAGAAAGGCAGGUGUACAGCCGCCCUGUGGUUGAACUUCACAUCUUUUAUUUGGUGGCAGUUGUUCUGACCUGCUUCCUGGGACGUCGUGAUAACACCCCGUUACUCAAAUACCUCUCGAUCGCCGCAUCCUCUUGCAUUUCUCGACUGUAUGAGGAGAUCCUUUGUCGUGAAGAGAUUCAAUACCUUCUGCCAAUCCAUUCCUGGACUAUUCUUGUUGCCGCAAUCCCACGCGUAUUCUGCGACAUGGACACUCUGAAUUCACAUCGGGCGGAUGAUGCCAGAAUCAGCCAGCAAGUACUGGAGAAGAUGAGCGAGAAGCAUAGUUCAGCCGGUAUGGUGCAAAGCAAGAUUCAGGGCAUCAGCAACCUUGGUACCAGCAUGUUUCCUGUACAAUUCGAUGCUAUGUGGAAUAGUCUUCCGGCACCGACAUUAGAUGAGAAGACACACAUCAAUGCGAUGUUACCUUUUCCCGGAAGUUUUUGUCCAAUGCUUGAUUCGGUUAUGUCAAUGGAGAGCAGUGGAAAUGAGACACUUGAUUCCCUACCCUCAGUACCCACAGACAGCGAUGUGCAGGAUUGGCCGCUGGAUUGGUCUUUCUUUUUAUUAUAA